AAAAAAAAUCCCGCAAGGACUCAGAGGCAAAAAAUAUACAAAUCAAUUUUCACUGCAAAGUAAAGGAGCUGUUACAGUGGAGGAUUCCUGGACUGAAUGUCAAUAUCAUGACAUAGUGUGAGUGUGUUUUGUGUUUGGUAAUUGCAAUCAUUGUUGCUUUCGUUAUGGUGAUGCAUUUAGAAUGCUUGGUGUCAGUCUGUUUAUCUCUUGUAAAAAUAAAAUACAGUGUGUGUGUGUGAAAAAAAAAAAGAAUUCACACAUGAGGAAAAAAAAAGAACUAUGCAUAAAGUCUUACUUACUCUAAGGUUCACCUUGUACCUCUCCUGUCAUACAACUCGUCACUUUCCCCAUCAUAUACCACCAAAUGCCAAAAAGAAAUCUGAGUACUCUGCGGUCAUGGCACAGGUAUUUCUAAAGAGAGGAACACCUGUUCCAAAAUCACUAAUCCGAGAAUAAAUAUAUGGGGAAAUGAACUGGGAACAAAAAGGAAAGAAAGAGGGCAUGAUGAAACCAUUUGAAAGCUGGCCUGAGAGACGAGACGAUGGCGGCAGGGCCGUGGCCCGGACCGCAGCCACCGCUCUGUCCCCUUUGUUCCCUCGACCGCUCGUAAACCGCUCAUGGCCCGGUGGCCACACUGCCUCCCAGGGAGCUGUAAUGGAGGAGUCGCAGGCAGAACUCGGCGUGGAGCCCCCUCUGAGUCAGGAGACGUUUUCAGACUUGUGGAAACUGCUUCCUGAAAACAACCUUCUGUCCUCUGAGCUCUCCCCAGCCGUGGAUGACCUGCUGCUGUCCCCAGAAGAUGUCGCAAACUGGCUGGAUGAACGUCCAGAUGAAGCCCCCCAAAUGCCAGAGCCCCCUGCGCCAGCUGCCCCCACCCCAGCCGCCCCAGCACCAGCCACCUCCUGGCCCCUGUCGUCCUUUGUCCCUUCCCAGAAGACCUACCCUGGCAGCUACGGGUUCCGUCUAGGUUUCCUGCAUUCCGGAACAGCCAAGUCUGUAACCUGCACGUAUUCCCCUCCCCUCAACAAGCUGUUUUGCCAGCUGGCCAAGACCUGCCCGGUGCAGCUGUGGGUCAGCUCACCACCCCCACCCGGCACCCGGGUCCGCGCCAUGGCCAUCUAUAAGAAGUCAGAGUACAUGACGGAGGUUGUGAGGCGCUGUCCCCACCAUGAGCGCUGCUCUGACUAUAGCGAUGGUCUGGCCCCUCCUCAGCAUCUCAUCCGGGUGGAAGGGAAUUUACGUGCUGAGUAUUUGGACGACAGAAACACUUUUCGACACAGCGUGGUGGUGCCCUACGAGCCGCCUGAGGUUGGCUCUGACUGUACCACCAUCCACUACAACUUCAUGUGUAACAGCUCCUGCAUGGGAGGCAUGAACCGGCGGCCCAUCCUCACCAUCAUCACACUGGAAGACUCGAAUGGUAAUCUGCUGGGACGGAACAGCUUUGAGGUGCGUGUUUGUGCCUGUCCUGGGAGAGACCGCCGCACAGAGGAAGAGAAUUUCCGCAAGAAGGGGCAGUCUUGCCCUGAGCUGCCCACUGGGAGCGCUAAGCGAGCACUGCCUACCGGCACCAGCUCCUCUCCACCGCAAAAGAAGAAACCACUGGAUGGAGAAUAUUUCACUCUUCAGAUCCGUGGGCGUGAACGCUUUGAGAUGUUCCGAGAGCUGAAUGAGGCCUUGGAGCUGAAGGAUGCUCAGGCUGGAAAGGAGCCAGGGGAAAGCAGGGCUCACUCUAGCCACCUGAAGUCUAAGAAGGGGCCGUCUCCCUCCCGCCAUAAAAAACUGAUGUUCAAGAGAGAAGGGCCUGACUCAGACUGACAUCUUCUGCUUCCUGUCCUCUAUUGACACCCCUACCCUCGUUCUCCCCUUCCCUGCCAUUUUUUGGGUCUCAGGGGCUUAAACCUCUGCUUGGUGCAGGUGUGCCUCGGAAACACCCUGGAAUUCUUCCGUUUGCUUGGCCUGGGGCUCUGCUAAAGAGGUUGGCCUGCACUCAUGGCUUUUGGGGGAGGUAGCUGGGGCCUUCCAGCUUAGCUUUUAAGGUUUUCACCGUGGGGAGCAUUUGAGAGAGGUAGGAAAACGUUCCUGCAUGUGAGGAACAUUUUAUAACCAGCCAUACACUGGGUUGGAAGUCCGGUUCUCUACCAUACUAGCCAUGGAAGCUAUCUUAAGUUGUUGAGUUUCUCCGAACUUGAUUGUCCACAUUUACGAAAUGCCGAUAAUCAUACCUACCUCACGGAGUUUGUUGUGAGGGUUAAUGAAAUAACGUAUGUCUGACCCCCAAACCAUCUUUUUAUUACAUGAUGUCUGGGACUUAGUGCCUUUGUGGGUGCUGGUUCUGUGUCCCCCUUGGUGGAUGAUUUGAUAGUUUCUAUGACUGGACGGCUGGGCAAGGGGAAGGAAUUUCCAAGUCCCUUCGCUCCUGGCCCCGCCAAAUCCUAUCUAACCUCUUGGUGAACCUCAGCACCCAAGGGGAAAUCUCACCCUAUCCCACGUCCUGGAGGAUUCCAUCCCUGGUGUAUCUACCGAGAUCUGUUUUAUUUCCCUCAAAUGCUCAGGCAGAUUUCUUUUGUGCUCUGCAGGGCACAUCUGCAUUUGUCACCCGCACCCCUCCUCUUCCCUUUUUAUAUCCCAUUUUGAUAUUGAUUUCUUAUUUUACAAUAAAACUUUGCUACCA
Messenger RNA from Lagenorhynchus albirostris (white-beaked dolphin), 2674 nucleotides. RefSeq names its product tumor protein p53 (gene TP53). NCBI's taxonomy places the organism in Eukaryota, Metazoa, Chordata, Mammalia, Artiodactyla, Delphinidae. The transcript is spliced from 11 exons. Gene Ontology annotation, biological process: apoptotic process; protein tetramerization; regulation of transcription by RNA polymerase II. The record is from RefSeq and is a predicted model, not a curated record. Gene Ontology annotation, cellular component: nucleus. Gene Ontology annotation, molecular function: RNA polymerase II cis-regulatory region sequence-specific DNA binding; protein binding; DNA-binding transcription factor activity, RNA polymerase II-specific. Bases 469 to 1818 code for a protein of 449 amino acids.